Podarcis lilfordi (Lilford's wall lizard) is the source of this 14341-nucleotide messenger RNA. NCBI's taxonomy places the organism in Eukaryota, Metazoa, Chordata, Lepidosauria, Squamata, Lacertidae. The record is from the annotation of a GenBank genome assembly.
AUGAGUCCCGAGGAGAAGCCUCCUCCGCCUCCGCCGCGCCGCUCCCGGGGCAGCCGGGCGCCCCCUCAGCCGCGGCGCGGGGGCCUCUUGACGGAGAUCCGGACGCGCAUCCUCACCGAGCCCUUCCAGGAGCGAUACUGCCUCAGCCCCAGCCGCGAGCUCGGCAGGUGAGCGGGGGGGGGGCGGGGAGCCGCUGCCAGCCCGUGUCGGCCGCGCCGCGCUCAGCCGCACGUGGGGACGGCGCCCUUCUUGCGAGCCCGCGGGGGGAGAAGCGGGGAGGCGGCCGGGCGGAGGAGGUCCCGCGUCGCAGCGCCCUUCCGGGGCAGCUGCGAGAGAGGCGGUGGGGCGCAGUGGGGAGCGCCCGGAGUCGGGCCGGGGAGGGAAGUAGCGCGACCUCUGACUCCGCGUUUGCAAUACCUCGGUCGCCGAGUGCGGCGGCGGCGCCUCCACUUCGGAACUCGCUGCCGGCGGAGACCGAGCAGGCUGAAAGCGCCCCUGCCUAGACGAGCCUGCCCAGGUGCCGAGAAAGCGGAGGUAGUUUUAACCUGCAUUAGGAUUUUAACUUUCGCAUGUUUUUUAAAUGCGUAUCUGGUCCCCCGUCCCCGACUUCUCGUUUUACCUUUUUGUAAACCUUUUGAGACUUCUUGCAAUCAAGCGGCGUAUAAGUUUCCUGAGAUGAACAAUUCCCCUUCCCUUUGCCGUAAAGCUGUGACUGGGGGGGGGCGGGGGGCGUCCCUGCCCCUCAGCCCUAACCCGCCUCGCAGGGUUGUGGGAGUUGCGGGGAGAGCCGUGCUGCUCCACAUUGAACUCUUCGGAGAAAAAGGUGGGGUAUAAAUGCAAUAAACAAACAAACAAACAAAUAAGAUCUGGUGGCUCUCCUGCUACUCUCCUUCUCCUAAUCCUUGCCUGAGUGAUUUCAAGGUGUAAAAGAAAGACUUUGUUUUUCAUUGAUUGUGGGGAUGGUGGGAGAGAACUGUUCCCACAAAUUCCCCUUUGGUCUGUGUCUCUAAUUCACCUCACCCCCACCCAUUUGUGACUUGGCAAAAUAUAUUUGAUCCUAUAUGUGUGGAAUCAGCUAUCUUGGCUUUGUAUGCCCACGGAAACAUUGUGCUCUUCCCCCAUACACACCCCUCUGCCCUACAAAAGCAGGUUUUCACCCUUUUGGGGCAGUGUUUCCAGGUUUAAUGGUGCACAUAGGAGUUGUUGGCAGUCUACUUCUAUGAGCAAAAGUGGGUAUUUUGUGCACUAUUGGAAGUGUACUUUAUUUUGUAGGGAUCAGAGGUGUGAGUUUGCCCAAACUUUUUUCAAAGAGGGCCAGAUUUGAUGAAGUGAACAUAACAUGCGUAAGGGCCAACCAAACUUUAGGCCCCCUGCAACCAAAGAUUAGGCCCCCAAAAUGGACUUUGGACAUGCCUGCUUAAGGAUACACCACUGGUUGAUGUAACAUCAAGGCAACUGAUGAGUGAAGGUUUUAUACUUCACCCUUGUUUAAAGUACAUGAGUUGUGAAUCUAUCCAGUAUGAAGGUAUACAUUUUUCAUACUACAGUACAGGCACAGUACUGAUCUUGUAGUCUUUGGUGUGUGUUUUUUAAAUCUAAAAAUGCAUGUAUGUUGUAUAUGCAGUUUCCUUGUAGAAAUACUUGUCAUGUUUGAGUAGAGAUUUAUUCAACCAUGUUCACAGUGAAUAUCGUAUAAAUUUAGCAAAACCUGAAAAUAUUUCAAAAGCAAUAAAGGAAAUUCAAUAAUACAGUCAAACCUCUGUUCUGCUUCCAAAAUGUUUGACAGCCGUGGUGUGGCUUCCAGUUGGUUGCAGGAGCUUCCUGCACGCAAGCAGAGGCUGUGUUGGACGUUCAGCUUCUGAAAAACAUUUGAAAACUGGAACAUUUACUUCUGGGUUUUCGACGUUCAGGAGACGAAACGUUCCAAAAUGGAGGCAUUCGGGGGAUGAGGUUUGAUUGUAUUGGUCAAAAAAUAAAGUACUAUAUCUGCUUUUUUUCUGGUGCAUUGCUGCAAUACAAUUUUGUAUUGCAGAUAUCUGGGCAGUUGAUUUAUUGGUGAUAGCCAAUUUUAAAUGGUCAGGUGCAAGCCAGGUGAAGUUUAAACUUCUAUUAAAAUGUUUCUGAAAUGCUUAACUUUGAUUGUAUUGUAACAAUGGCCUACUGAGUUAAAGCUUCCAGCCCCAAUUGUGUGGUUCUUUCUACCCCCCACCCCGCCCCAGAAUACAACGGUACCUUGGUUCUUGAACGGUUUAGUUGUCGAACAAAUCGGCUCCCGAAUGCUGCAAACCUGAAAGUAAGUGUUUGCAAAUGUUUUUCGGGAGCCGAACGUCUGACGUGCCUUUUGCUUGAGUGCAGGAAGUUCCUGCAGCCAAUUGGAAGCCGUGCCUUGGUUUUCAAACAGUUUCGGGAGUCAAACGGAUGCCCAGAACAGAUUAAGUUUGAGAACCAAGGUACAGUACCACUGUAUCUGAGAUUAAGAAUCUCAUCCUCUACUGACUGAGCUAUCCCAGAUCUUUUGGUUAGCUGAUCCUGCCAUCUACUCCAUUGACUUCCUUGCAAGUUAAGCAAUAAAAUAAAAUACAAAUCCUUAGAUUGAUGAUGAUGAUAAUUAAUUAUACCCCACCCAUUCAGCUGGGUUUCCCCAGCCACUCUGUGCGGCUCCCAACAGAUUAAAAACAGAACAAAACAUCAAAUGCAGCCAUUCUUUCAUUUACAAAUCAAGCACACAUCUUUGUAAACAAGUGUGGGCCUGCAUAUAUAAAAAUGUAACAUGAGUAUCUGCUCUGAGACUCAAAAUGAGUUGUGCAUCUUAUUGGAACAUAAUAUGAUCAUCAAGGGUGUCGUCGUCCUGUCCUUACCAAAAUCUUCAGGUUGCAACAAAAUACAAAACAAAAAAAAUCAGUCAAUGAAAAGUAGAUGCAGGCUGCACCAAUUCUCUGUGUGUUUCAUUGACAAAUAGCAGACUGUGGCUAAAUGUUAGGCAGGAGUUCAGAGACAACUUUGGGCAUUAAGUGUAUCUGCAUAAGGCUUAAAUUGGGCUUAAUAAUAAUAAUAAUAAUAAUAAUAAUAAUAAAUUAAUAAUAAUAUGGCUGGGACUGUAUGUUUGCUGUUCUGAGUUUUCUCCCAUGUUAACAGAAUUCAUAUGUAGAUCUCUUUAAUUUCAUAUAAGAAAAUAUCCAUGGAAAUUAUUUUUGUUGAAUUACUGCAGGAUGCUAUUCCCUAAUCCAUAGUGCAGUGAUAGUCCUUAACAAGUGUACUACAGCAAGAAUCUGUGUAUUAGUCAGUGCUCUGCAUAGUGAAAUAUUUGUUUGUGUUUUUAUUUAAAUUACUUAUAACCUCCUCUUCAUAGUUCAUAUAAUUCCAGAGUGUGGAAUGUUAAAGUACAGUAAAUCAAUAUGUCAUUUAAAUACAAUUUGAAGUGAAAGCUGCCAGUAUACUAAUAACCUACACUUAUUUAUUUAAAAAAUAUUUGGUCUUAAUGUGCAAAACAAACCUGUAUUGGGGAUCAUGAUAUAACUAGCAGAAGGAGAAGGCUUCCAACCUGUUGUAAUUAUAGUUGGAUAACAUAUCUAUGGGUAGAUGGCUGUACUGAAAUAUUGGUUCAUUUAUUGGUGUUUUGCUCUUCUUACAGAGAUUUGCACAAAAUGUUAACCGCCCUACUAUUAUUAUUUAAUCCAUGAUGUUCAGCUGACUGUUGUGACUUUUCUCCUUGCAGACAAAAUAAGCUGGUGAUAGCAAAGCCCACAAAAGUUCUAGUGGCUGCUAUUGAAAAAAGGCCUGAGGAUUAUACUCGGGUAUUUUUGUAUUGAAGCACUGAUAGAAAUUUAUGAAAACUUGCAGGUGGAAGAUAAAGAAAUAAUUUCUGUGACUUUGUGUGGUAGCUGAGUCCCUGCUUAGUGGUCAUCAAGUCUUUUAUUGGCAAUUGUCCACAAUGAAGACAUCAGAAGUAAACACAGUCUCUGAACCUAAAUAGCAUAAAAGUGUAUUUUUACAUGAAAUUCUGUUUCCAUGAAAUUACAUUGUUCACAGUUCUCUGAGGUUUGCAUUCUAUUUUGCCAGCAGGAUAACGGUAUCAAACAAAAAAAUUAUGUGAUAGAUUUCUAUAUACUAUAAGACGCACCAGACCAUAAGACGCACCUAGUUUUUGGAAGAGGAAAACAAGAAAAAAAAUAUUCUGAAUCUCAGAAGCCAGGACAGCGAGAGAUCUGGCUUAUGCGAUAGCACGCGCAGCCUCUCCUGGGCAGUGAGAUGAAGGCUCCCCCUGCCCGGAAGAGGCUGCACGCAGCUAAGCAGGAAGCCAGGACAGCCAGCGGGAUCGCUGCACUGCCCUUCUCUCUCCUCGGGGAAAAGCCCCCAAGAGCCGCACACACGCUCCACGCGGCUCUUUAAAGGGAGCGCUGAGCAGAGCUUCCCGCCUGCAUUCGCUCCAUAAGACGCACACACAUUUCCCCUUACUUUUUAGGAGGGGAAAAGUGCAUCUUACAGAGCAAAAAAUACGGUAAUUAAUUGAUUGAGAAAUCACUUUGGACAAUAAUGGGGAAGGGAUGAUGAAGGGCUAUAACUCAGUGAUUGACCAUCUGCUUUGCAUGCAAAAGGACCUAGGUUCAAUCCCUGGCAUGUCCCUGAUUGGUCUGGAAAAGACUCCUUGUCAACAACCUGGACAACCAGUUUGUGUUGACAGUAUUGAGCUAUAUGAGCCAACAGUCUGACUCAGUAGAGGUUCUGUGUACUUUGCCACACAUAAGGAUGUGUGUGUGUUUUGGUUUGUGAAGCUCAGUAAAGCAUAACAACACCUAAUUAUAAAUGAAAUUUCACUUGAGGUUUAUAAAAGAUUGCAUCCUUGCCAUUUGGUGGAGAGUAGCAUGCUUGUACAUAUGAGCAACAGUAGUUUAGUUGCUAGAGCAAUAGAGAUGACACAUGCAAAUAGUAUGACGCUUAAAUAUUGAGCAAGGUGAACUUGGUGAUUUUUUAAAAGUAGCAUUGCAGCUUAAAAUGAUGUGCACUCCACACUUGCCAUUUUACUUUCUGUGUCCCAAAAGGGAUCAAAUAUCAGUAUACCUGAAUUUUUGGUCAGGAGCCUUUGAGCCAACUUAGGAAGUUGAUAUAUGUCCUAGUGAACCUUUUAACAUUUUGUGGAACUUGCACUGUAGACAGAACUGAGUUAAGUGGGUUAGUAGUCUGACUUGGUAUAAGAUAGCUUCAUAUGCUCAUUAUUUACAAAUUACAUUAAGCCUGCAACUUAAACACAUUUAAAUUGUGUGUAUUGCUUCAUGCAAUUGGCAAAACACUAACUUUUUUUAACAGGCAGUAAGGGCAUGGGGUUCUAGGUAAAAUGACUUUGGCAAUUCCACCCAUCAUUGGCUAUAUGCGAUUUUGGCUUUAGGUGUGAUCCUUGGAUCAUAACCCCCAUGUAAGUUGCGGGCUUACUGUAUGGCUAAAUUGCAUGCAACUUACAAUAAGCUUCACAGAAUAUCAAAAAGCUGUAAGAUUUAAAAUACAAUGCAGUAUGAUAACUUGAAUAAAUGUUAUUGACUAUACGUUCAAUAUUUUCAUAUUAAAAUGCAAAAAUGUGGAUUUUGUUUCAUAAAUACAGUGUUUGAGAUAGGAAAGAGAAUUAAGGGAAUGUAUUCUUUGUUAUGCAUAUUGAACCUAACUAGAGAAUUCACUUCUGUCCUACAUCUCAUUCAUCUUAUAAUUGCAUCCUCUUAAGUCUGUAGUCUUGCUUCCUAGGGAGUAUGUUCCAUUGAAUUGUUUAGGACUUGCUUUUGAGUAAACAUGCUUAGAAUUGUCCAGUAAAACAACACAAGUAAUGAAACCUUUAAUUGAAAAAGGAACUGCUGGCAGUAGAGUAUGACUUACAAUGCCCCCCCCCCCAAUCCAGAAUGUAUGGGAAGACUGUGAAUAUCCCUAUAUAAAUAGUGUGGAAUUCUGUAAAUCAAAUGCAAUUCCGUUACUUGCAAAUCCUCUUUCUCACUUUCAAAACAAUUAGUUUCUUUCCUGAAGUUACUAUUAAUAUGUAUAGCACCCACAAUAGUGACAUCAUAUUGUAGUUUACUUUAAGAAACUAUUAUUUGAUGUCACAUUCUUAGAUGUUCACUAGUGGAUCCAUGACAACCAGAGAGUGGGUAAACAUAUGACGUAAAAGUAUUUUGCUUAUUGAGCUUGACUUGUGAUCAGUAGGGCCUUUGUUUCUUUUCUUCAAGCCAGGAGGCAUGCCAACUUAAACCAUGCCUUUGAGGUUGGUAGUCUCAAGAAAUGACAUUGAGCUCUUUUUAAUUCAACUCUGAGUUCCAGUGAAACCAUUCAGAUUUUUAGCCAAUGCCAUACUGCAGACAUCAGAUUUAGCUAAUGAAACCAUUUAACUUUACCCAGAAUUUUCUUUCCCAAUUAAAAUACAUGUUUCAUAGCCCAUACCCAACCAAGAAACCUUCCUUUUCCUGGGGGAAAUACAUUUGUAUUCCUGUAGUGCUCCAACUUCCUGGUUCCCCUUAGUUUGCCUCUUAAAGUAAAUUCUCACGCCCUGCACUUAGCCACAUUUACUUGAAACUAAUUACCAUUAAUUUUAGUGGAGCUUGUAUGUCCAAGUCUGUGUGUGUGCAGGGGAUUUUUUUUAAAGCAAGGCAGUUUUGAUGAAUGAUGCUUUUAAAGACUAAUUAAUAAAACAUGAAUCUUAAAUUUAGUAUACAUAUUAAAAGCAUAAGGAUUUUUAAUGAAAGUUACAAAUUUAAAUGGAUCAGUACUUGUUCUGCUUAUCAGCUCAUGCGGACAAAUUUGGUAUUUCAGACUACGGAGAGUUAAUAGGUUGACAUUUUUUCAGUUUUUGUGAACUAUAAAUCUGAGAAGUCUUAAUAGUAUCCAUAUCCACAUCCAAGGCUUUCUCAGUUGCUCCAGUACUUCACAGGUGCCAAGCGCCAUUGCAGGUUGGCUUCCUGACACUGUCCCGCUCUUUUGGCCAGUUGCCAGAGUGGGAAAGGAGAAGCGAACGGGAUGGGAGUUUGAGGGUGGGGAGAGGUCAGUGCAAGUCCAGGACACAAACCCUUAAGCCCAACCGUGGCUCCACCUCAGGGAGGCCAUGUGAUGGCCUGGCUGUGUGUAUGUUGCCUUUAACCGGGAAUGUGCCUCUGGUUUGGACUCAGGCAGUGGCAAUGCAUGCAUUCUCUCCCCCACCCUUCUUUUCCUCAUGGAGGGAGAUUUGGGUGCCCCAUUCAGCUUUGCUGCUGGGCUCCCUCCCUCCAUCUAUCACUCGCUCCCCCUUUCUCUCCCCAUCUCUCUCUGCUUUUCUUUUUUUUAAACCCAAUGUUUUGGUUAAGUUUUAGUUGCCUUGUUUAAUGUACUUGUGUACAUUGUACAUAAUGUAAUGUAAUGUAUGAUAUGAUUUUAAUUUCAUAUAAACUAGCAGGUUAGUUUACGACAGUUUUAAGUAGUGCACUUUAAGGUGUUAUCUACCUCAGACUCUCAACAGUGGUGCUUAAACUCUAAACGAACUUUGGAGUGGGUGCAUUCAGGGACACUGAAGUCUUGUGCAAACUAAACUGGAUACUCAAGAUGUGUGUGUUUGCUGUCAGUUCUGUAGGCCUAUAAUACGUGUUAGUUGUUGUGCCAGAAAGAUAGAUGUAAUAUGAAGGAAAGGGGUGGGGGUUAGGGAGAAUCCAGAGUUUGUAUGCAGAGUGGAAGGAAAGGAGGACCUUUAUCUGCCUCCCCACUUCUACCCACUCUCUGAAGACUGGAGAAGGGACCCACAUACUGUAUGAAUACUAAGUGGGCAGGCAGGGGAAGCUUUGUUUUUUUCAGUCUUCAGGUGAGGACUGGACUGUAUGUAAAGUGAACGUAAGAUUGUAGCUGGAGUUCAUUCAUUUUCUGCUUUGUAAUCUUGUUAUACAAAAAAAAGAGGGCUCCCAGACAUUCUGUUAUUGCGCCCAGAACCUAGUUUUCAGGCUUCAUGUGGUGCCUGGCUUAUCUACCUGAGUUUCUAACACUCUUCAGAUUCACUUAUCUGAAAAUCUGACUUCCUUAUUUUUUAUGUGUGCUUUGUUGAUCAGCGACAGCCAUUUUUGUGAACAAGAUCAAACAAAUCAAUUUAUUGAUUACUAUAGGGUGUAAUGGAAAUCAUCAACUCAUUAUGCAAACACUUGCCUAAUGAACAAUUUCCAGGGAACACAUUGUGUGUGUAAUGUGGGGCCUGUGUGUAGUUGAAAUUUGCAUCCAACUUAACUUUUAUUUCUUCUAGGGGGAAAUUUGCAGUAGUAAAAAAGUGUCUGAAGAAAGAAACUGAAAAAGAAUUUGCAGCAAAAUUCAUGAGGAAAAGAAGAAAGGGCCAAGAUUGCCGGAUGGAGAUAAUUCAUGAGAUUGCAGUUCUGGAACUGGCACAACGAAAUCGUUGGGUUAUUAACUUGCAUGAAGUAUAUGAAACACCAACAGAAAUUAUUUUGGUUUUGGAAUAGUAAGUAUUAAUUUCAUUAUAAUCAUGUGGUGGGUUUAUAAAAUGACAGGAUUUAACAUUAACAUGUUUUAUUCAAAAGCAAUGCCAAAUUUUUGCCCCAUUUUUGGAGCUCUUGUUAGUUUUUCAAAAUGGUGCAUAACCAGGUGUGUGUGUGUGUAUUGUCUUAACAUUUCAUCCAUAGCAACUUAAUGCUACCAAUGACACUGACUUUGCCAGGAUUUCAGCAAAAUGCAGUGUAUAGCUUUAAGGUUCUAAACACUGGAAACCAGUCCAUGGCAUGGAACGGAUUGGUUGAUACUGGUUGAUAGCCCAUUGACUUCAGUGGGAGUUUACUCUCUGUAGGACUGCAACCUCAGAGCUGAAACCUUGAAGGAAGUUGAAAGGAGAAGUUAGUGGGUCCUCAGUCUGAUGAGGCUCCUAACUAGUGUUUGAAGAUAACUCACCAAGUAAAGUGUUCUUGGGGUUCUAGAGGUAUGAGGUUUACAGCAGUACUAUUAUUAAAUAUGUCUUUAAGGAUGUUUUAUUCUAAGAGAAUAAUUAUAGGCUUCAAAAAGAUUCGUCACUAACCAGCAGAUUCCUAAUGUUCCUGGAACAUAUUGACUCAUUGAAGCAUAACUACUAUGAAUUGUAGAAAGUUCCUAUUUUCAUGCUUAGAUAUAUGACUGAACUAGGAAAGCAAUGCUUGUCUCUGUUUGGUGCAGUUUUUUAGUACAGUAACCAUAAGUCCCUGAGAAUUUGGAGACUAAUAUCACAGUGCUCUGCAUUGUUUUGUUUUUUCUUUAAUUACAUCCUGCCUGUCUAUGAAAUGGUGCUCAAGAAUGUUAACAGCAGUAAAAUACAUAGCAGAAUACACAGUAAGACAGUUACACAUGAAUAAAAACAUCCAAUUUCUUUUUAAUAAUUUAUUUUUAGUAAUCGCAAUUGCUGGAUAAAUAAAUGACUGGCUGCAGUAUUUGCACACUCCAACUAGGGCUGAGCAAUACCUGGUUUUCGACAUUGUGAUAUAUCAACCAACGUUCAAAAUUAGCUGUGUGCUGUGCUGUUGGGUAAAUCGGGUAUUUGGCAGGGUAGCACGGUAGCAAAAUAUGUGGGCUGUUUUCCUGCAGGGCUGCUUGGUCUGGUGGUGGUGUUUAGUCGUAUCCGACUCUUCGUGGCCCCAUGGACCAUAGCACGCCAGGCACUCCUGCCUUUCACUGCCUCCCGUAGUUUGGUCAAACUCAUGUUUGUAUCUUCGAGAACACCGUCCAACCAUCUCGUCCUCUAUCGUCCCCUUCUCCUUGUGCCCUCCAUCUUUCCCAACAUCAGUGUCUUUUCCAGGCAGUCUUCUCUUCUCAUGAGGUGGCCAAAGUACUGGAGCCUCAGCUUCAUGAUCUGUCCUUCCAGUGAGCACUCAGGGCUGAUUUCCUUAAGAAUGGAUAGGUUUGUUCUUCUUGCAGUCCAUGGGACUCUCAAGAGUCUCCUCCAGCACCAUAAUUAAAAAGCAUCAAUUCUUCGGCGAUCAGCCUUCUUUAUGGUCCAGCCAGGUCUGGUAGCGGGCAGCAAAAAAUAAUAAUAAUAGUGCCUAGACAUUUUCUUUUGGCGCUCACAGUUUUGGGACUGGAUCAGUAAAAGAGAAGCUAGUCCUGAUGCUGUGGAAUUAUUUUUUUGAUUCUGUCUAUAUUCAGAUGACUUUUCUCAAAAUCAUAACACUAACUGAGCCAAGCCAUGGAUUAACCUUGGGGUAGCACAGCAGCAGAAAGAGUAGGGAAGGAGCAAAGCACCCAGUAUUUUUCAUCUUGAGUACCAGUACACUUGCUCUUUCAUGCUUAGUCAUGGUUUUGCUUAGCAAUUCAUUUGGACUAGGUCGCUGAAUGGCUAAGUAGGUUGCCAGAAUCCUGAAAAGCUGUUUAUUUACCAGUUAGACCUAUUUAAGGCAAGCAUACACAUUUCGCAUACUCUGUGAGCAAUAAGGCUAUUGGAGUGAAUUGUUGGGUAUUAUUUCUCUUCUCUAGAAAAGUUUAAAUAUAUCUGUUUUUCCUCAGUGCUGCUGGAGGAGAAAUAUUUGACCAGUGUGUAGCUGAAAGAGAUGAUGCCUUCAAGGAAAAAGAGGUUAAGCGUCUCAUGAGGCAAAUUUUAGAAGGUGUUUCAUUUUUGCAUCGAAAUAAUGUAGUUCACCUUGACUUGAAGGUAAGAUGUGGUUUAGAAGUAUGGAGGCAAUAUGAAGAACCAAAUUUGUAGUUCAGAGUGGGGGACCAUUUCCAGAACCUGCCCCACCCUAUGGACCAUUUUAGACAGGUAGGUGGUCACCCAGCUAUCAGUUUACAUUGUGUCAGCUGCUCACAUCUAAAUUUGGGCAGAGAAUUGAAAGGCAGCAAGCAGCAAAGCCUACUGCAUUUCAAAGAACAGACACAGGCUUACCUAUUAUCUUGGUGCUGUAGCAAAUUUGAAGGACUGCUGUGGAUUUCUUAAUAGAUUCUGCUAAUACUACCUUUAUUCAUUUAUUUUCAGCCCCAGAAUAUUCUGCUAACCAGUGAAUCACCACUGGGAGAUGUUAGAAUAGUUGACUUUGGCCUCUCCAGAGUAAUGAAGAAUAGUGAAGAACUAAGAGAAAUUAUGGGAACACCUGAGUAUGUGGGUAAGUUCUUAGCAAGAAACUAAUGUGAUAAUGGGCAAGCAGUAAUGGGGUAAUCCAAAUAUUUGGAUUAAAGUAUCAGUCAUAGUUUCAAAAAUGCAUGUUCUCUUCAAAGACCUGGUAAUUAAGUUGUGGCAGUGAUUCAGAAUAUCCAAGAACACACUUUAAGAAACAUAUACAGAAUUAGUGCAAGCUACCUUUAUUAGUUCUCAAGCUUAGACUCAUAGAGUUGGAAGAGACCACAAGGGCCAUCGAGUCCAACCCCCUGCCAAGCAGGAAACACCAUCAGAGCACUCCUGACAUAUGGUUGUCAAGCCUCUGCUUAAAGACCUCCAAAGAAGGAGACUCCACCACACUCCUUGGCAGCAAAUUCCACUGUCAAACAGCUCUUACUGUCAGGAAGUUCUUCCUAAUGUUUAGGUGGAAUCUUCUUUCUUGUAGUUUGGAUCCAUUGCUCCGUGUCCGCUUCUCUGGAGCAGCAGAAAACAACCUUUCUCCCUCCUCUAUGUGACAUCCUUUUAUAUAUUUGAACAUGGCUAUCAUAUCGCCCCUUAACCUCCUCUUCUCCAGGCUAAACAUGCCCAGCUCCCUUAGCCGUUCCUCAUAAGGCAUUGUUUCCAGGCCUUUGACCAUUUUGGUUGCCCUCCUCUGGACACGUUCCAGUUUGUCAGUGUCCUUCUUGAACUGUGGUGCCCAGAACUGGACACAGUACUCCAGGUGAGGUCUGACCAGAGCAGAAUACAGUGGCACUAUUACUUCCCUUGAUCUAGAUGCUAUACUCCUAUUGAUGCAGCUUCUGAUACCAUCAUUGGUAAAAGCUACAGAAGUAGGUUGAUGAUUCUAUACUACUGGCAUCUAUAUCUUAAAUUGUUCACAUUUUUAGUAGAAUGCAUAGCAACCAGCUCUAUUUUCCCCCCUACAAUAGCUCCAGAAAUUCUGAGUUAUGAUCCAAUCAGCACUGCAACAGAUAUGUGGUAAGGAGAGCUCUUUAUUGAAUAGUUGUUUUGUAAACUGCAAGUUUUCCUCGUAAGAAGCUUAUGUGUGUAAUUUUUUUUAUUUUAGGAGCAUUGGAGUGCUAGCAUAUGUUAUGCUCACAGGAGUAUCACCUUUCUUGGGAAAUGAUAAACAGGAAACAUUCUUAAAUAUAUCUCAGAUGAAUGUUAAUUACUCUGAGGAUUUUGACCUUAUAUCUGAAUUUGCUGUGGAUUUCAUCAAAUCUCUUCUGGUUAAAAAGCCUGAGUAAGUUAUAUUUAAAAGUUUUUUGCUUCAUUGCUUUAAACCAUACAAGGCACAAAUAAAAUUCAGUUCAGUUGAAACACUGCUGGUUUAUGAAACCAUGGUUAUGGAAGCCAGGUGUGUGCAUUAGUCCCGUGGGCCACUUCCGUAACAUGCUGGGUUGUGUAUGGUGAUCUUGGCUUAUUUUUACAUCUUGAGUUCUGAAAUGGGGAACUCUGGUUUAAUGGCAGCUAACUAACUAGGGUAUUAAACCAGGAUCCUAAUAUUAAUAAACCAUGGUCUAUGAAGGUGGCAACAUUAACAUUCAAGCCAGGCCAUUGACGGUGAUUAAUUUUUUUGCAGAUUACCCACAGUAGCAUGGGCCACAUUGUUCCUGAUACAGCACAGAUCUCUUAUCAUUUGACAAUUUCUCACUUUUUUAUGUACUAUAAGGUCUGAGUUCUUCAAAAAAGUAUGCUUCCAUAAAUUUAUGGAGGUGUUCUAUGAAUUUUAAACAUUGAAGUAAUCAAUGUCUUUGAAUUAAAGAAGUUUUCCCGCCUUUUAAAAUCCCCCCUGAAAUAAACAAAAUUUAAUUACACACUACUCCAUAAGUUCUUCUAGUAAUGUUGCAGUAUUUCUUGUACUGCAGGAGCUAAUGCAGCAUAGCAAGUGAAAAACAGCCAUUUACUGCUGACCUGCUAGCUAUUUGAAUAAUUAGGAAACCCUUGAAUUUACAAGCAAGUUGGAGGCCCCACUUCUUCACAUGCUUGGCUUUGAAAAGCCACUCAGGCAUCCACAGACUACUGUUCUAAACACGUUCUAUAGGUUGCUGGCUAAUUGCAGUUACAAUGUAUUUCAGGAAAUUGUCUCUGAUUUUUGUAUCAGAAGUGAAUUUAGCUAUUCUUCAGUAGUUUCGAAGCCUAAACUAGAAAACUUGCUCAAAGGAUAUAACUGCUGUGAUAUUGGUAAAGUAGCUGAACUCUUUGGAGAGGAACGUUCAAAAUAUUUAGAAUUCUUGAAGAUUGUACAUUUCUACAGAUUCAUAUACAGUACUACUUGGGACUUCAUGUGACCAUUCCAAAGUGAACACUACUGAAAAUCCAUUUCAGCUUUUAAAACCCACUUGUGGACUGUAUCUUAACAUUAGGAAAAUCCAAAAUCUUUAAUUGAAGUAGAAAUAUUCUGAAAUUUGUGAAGGGGCUCUCAAGAACCACUUGCUCUCUAGUGAUCUAAAAUGUGAGCCACAUAAAACAGUUGUCAGAUGGAGGCAAUAAAAUUGUAUCUAGAUGCAGUUGUCUACCGUUGCUGACCACGUAGCUUGGUAAAAGAUUUUGUAAAAGAUUUAUGUGGAAGACUUGCAACAGUUUGGCCAGUCCAACUGACAAGUUGCUGCACAAAUACCCUUCUCUGCCUGAUAGAUGCAAUUUUGAGCAGCCAGCUGCCUAACUAACUAUUUUGUAUGAGGUGGACCUGAGCCUGCCCUCUGUACAAAACAUACUAUAAGCAAGUAAUUAAUGCAACAUCUUUUUCACUGCAUGGAGACUAUUAUGAAAAAGGUUAAACAUGGCUUUGACAAGAUGGAACUGCCAAAUUUGCAUCUGAAUGCAUGUUAAGCACAGAUCAGUUUAAUGAUGAAUCUCUAGUGGGAGGAAACUGUUGACAUAAUGGAUAAUGUGUUCUGAACUGGAUUUUUAGCAUUUCAUCCUUUUGGCCAGUCUUUUUGAGCAAGUGUUCCCUCUUUUCUGUCUAGGGAACGGGCAACAGCAGAUGAAUGUUUGGUACAUUCUUGGCUAGCACAAAUGGAUGUUCCUGAUACUAUAUACUGGAUAAAGAACACAGAGGAAGCAAACACUGUUGUUGUAAAUGAAGAAGCUUUUACUUCUGAAAAUUCUACAGAUGGAGAAAAAACAGAAGAGUCGUUAGUGUCAGAAGAGCUGAUUGUAGUAGCUUCAUAUACACUGGGCCAAUGUAGGCAAUCGGAAAAAGAUAAAAUUGUUGAACAGAAGACCAUUUCCAAGCGCUUUAAAUUUGAAGAACCAUUGCUGCAAGAAAUACCUGGAGAAUUUAUUUACUGA